Molecule: messenger RNA, 3633 nt
Organism: Indicator indicator
Lineage: Eukaryota; Metazoa; Chordata; Aves; Piciformes; Indicatoridae
Gene: KCNH6
Product: potassium voltage-gated channel subfamily H member 6
Exons: 16
Coding region: 1-3633 (1210 amino acids)
Biological process (GO): regulation of heart rate by cardiac conduction; potassium ion transmembrane transport; regulation of ventricular cardiac muscle cell membrane repolarization
Cellular component (GO): membrane
Molecular function (GO): inward rectifier potassium channel activity
Source: RefSeq, a predicted model, not a curated record
AUGCCGGUACGCCGGGGCCAUGUGGCCCCCCAAAACACCUACCUGGACACCAUCAUCCGCAAAUUUGAAGGGCAAAACCGCAAGUUCCUCAUUGCCAAUGCCCAGAUGGAGAACUGUGCCAUCAUCUACUGCAACGAUGGCUUCUGCGAGAUGUUUGGCUACUCCCGCAUGGAGGUGAUGCAGCAACCCUGCACCUGCGACUUCCUCACCGGCCCCGACACCACCAAGAGCUCCAUUGCACAGCUCACCCAGGCCCUGCUUGGCUCCGAGGAGUGCAAGCUCGAGAUCCUCUACUACCGCAAAGACACUUCGUGUUUCCGCUGCCUGGUGGACGUGGUGCCGGUGAAGAACGAGGAAGGCGUCGUCAUCAUGUUCAUCCUCAACUUCGAGGACCUGGCACAAGUCAUGGCCAAGACGGGGGGCCGGAGCCUGCACCGGCGCCUGUCGCAGAACUUUAAAGGAGGUCAAGGUAGGACUUUGAAGUUUAGUCUCCCGUCCCUGCGGCGACUCAAAAUCCAGCGGAAAUCUCUGCCCACCAGUGAGUUUGAUGGAGUAGCCAUUGACUAUGGAAAGCCUGGUGGUGACUCCCUGAUUUUGAGGGACUUGAAGACAUCGUCCAAGGAGAACUGUGUGCAGUCAGAGACCGAAUCCCUCCUGGAAAAGGAGCGGAGGCCAAGCCUGGAGGCCGACCCCACCCUACAACACUCGUCCCCGAAACAAGAGCCUCCCAUGCUGGGCCCACCAGGGUCGUACUCUGCGUGGGGUUUCUUUCGGUCUCGCCCCGGGGGCAGCUUCCACAGCCUCCGCAGGGUCUCCUCCUUGGACAACUUUGAGGCUGCGAGGUCUGAGUUCCAGAGAAAAUUCAGGGAAAGGAGGGCAAACUCAGAGGCUUCCCACGUCAAACCCAACCCCCCGAAUUCCACCUCGGACUCAGACCUCAUGAAAUACAGGACCAUCAGCCAGAUCCCCCAGUUCACACUCAACUUUGUGGAGUUCAACCUGGAGAAGCAUCGCUCGGGCUCCACCACGGAGAUCGAGAUCAUUGCCCCGCACAAGGUGAUGGAGCGCACGCAGAACGUCACCGAGAAGGUCACACAGGUGCUGUCCCUGGGUGCUGAUGUCCUCCCCGAGUACAAGCUGCAGGCGCCUCGCAUCCACCGAUGGACCAUCCUGCACUACAGCCCCUUCAAGGCCGUGUGGGACUGGCUCAUCCUUCUGCUGGUCAUCUACACAGCUGUCUUCACCCCCUACUCAGCUGCCUUCCUGCUCAACGAGGAGCAGGUGGAGGAGAAGCACUGGGACUGCAGAUACUCCUGCGACCCACUCAACAUCAUUGACCUUAUCGUGGACAUCAUGUUCAUCGUGGACAUUGUCAUCAACUUCCGUACCACCUACGUCAACAUCAACGACGAGGUGGUGAGCCACCCUGGCAAGAUUGCCAUCCACUACUUCAAGGGAUGGUUCCUCAUCGACAUGGUUGCAGCCAUCCCCUUUGACCUGCUUAUCUUCCGCUCCGGCUCUGAUGAGACCACCACCCUCAUCGGCCUCCUGAAGACCGCCCGGCUGCUGCGCCUGGUCCGCGUGGCCCGCAAGCUGGACCGCUACUCGGAGUACGGAGCAGCUGUGCUCUUCCUGCUCAUGUGCACCUUUGCCCUCAUUGCCCACUGGCUGGCCUGCAUCUGGUAUGCCAUCGGCAACGUGGAGCGGCCCUACAUGGAGCACAAGAUCGGCUGGCUGGACAACCUGGGAGACCAGAUCGGCAAGCGCUACAACGACAGCGACCUCUCCUCUGGCCCGUCCAUCAAGGAUAAAUAUGUCACUGCCCUCUACUUCACCUUCAGCAGCCUCACCAGUGUGGGCUUUGGCAAUGUCUCACCCAACACCAACUCCGAGAAGAUCUUCUCCAUCUGUGUCAUGCUCAUUGGCUCUCUGAUGUACGCCAGCAUCUUUGGCAACGUCUCCGCCAUCAUCCAGCGCCUGUACUCGGGCACUGCUCGCUACCACACGCAGAUGCUGCGGGUCAAGGAGUUCAUCCGCUUCCACCAGAUCCCCAACCCCCUGCGCCAGCGCCUGGAGGAGUAUUUCCAGCAUGCCUGGUCCUACACCAACGGCAUCGACAUGAAUGCGGUGCUGAAGGGUUUCCCUGACUGCCUGCAGGCAGACAUCUGCCUCCACCUCAACCGCACGCUGCUGCAGAACUGCAAGGCCUUCCGAGGAGCCAGCAAAGGCUGCCUGCGUGCCCUGGCCAUGAAGUUCAAGACCACCCACGCACCACCCGGAGACACCCUGGUGCACUAUGGAGAUGUCCUCACCACACUCUACUUCAUCUCCCGGGGCUCCAUCGAGAUCCUCCGGGAAGACAUUGUGGUGGCCAUCUUAGGGAAGAAUGACAUCUUUGGGGAGCCCAUCAGCCUCUACGCCCGCCCAGGGAAGUCCAACGCUGACGUGAGGGCCCUGACCUAUUGUGACUUGCACAAGAUCCAGCGGGAGGACCUGCUGGAGGUCUUGGACAUGUACCCAGCCUUCUCUGACAACUUCUGGAGCAACUUAGAGAUCACCUUCAACCUGCGAGAUGCAGACAGCGUUCCGCGCUCGCCACUCAGCGAGGAGUACGACUGCAGCUACCGCCGCUCGCACCGCCGCAAGCACUCCCUCUGCCAGCCCAGCAAGCCAGACCCAGACACGGGCAUCUCUGAUGCAGAGCAGUAUCACACCUACUCAGAGCUCACCAACCCGCAGGACCCGCUGAGUAAGGAGCAGUGGGACGACCUGGGCAGCAGCACCACUCCCUGCUCCCAGACCAGCGAUGAUGAGGCCAAGACUGGCAGCCCUGUGAAAGCAGAGAGCUUCCCCACGUCCAAAAAGAAUGACUUGGCUCUGCCCACACUCAGCCUCAUCACCACCAGCACUGGCGACAGGGAGGCUGGCAAGCAGGCAGCGCAGAGCAGCCAGUCCUAUGCAGCCACCCCCCUGGACAUCCCCAACAUGUUCACCUUCUGGGAGGACCGAAGGCCAAACCACAACCCAGAGUCUCUGCAACACAUCUCCUUGGUACAGAGCUCCCAGGAUGUUCCCCUGCACAACGACCACAGACCAGGGCAGAUUGAGUCCAGGCUGGAGCUCCUGCAGGCCCAGCUCAGCAGGCUGGAGUCCAGGAUGUCGUCAGACAUAAAUAUAAUCCUGCAGCUCCUGCAGCGCCAGCUGUCCCAAGUGCCGCCCGCGUACAGCCCCAUCUCACCCUCCUCCCACAACCUGGCCAUGUACGGCAUCCUCCCGCGGAGCCUGGAGCCGCUCGCCCCCUGUGCACCCCCCGAGGACAAGGAGAGGACAGCCCCAGAGCAGAGCCCAAGCUACACAGAGGUGGAAAAGUUCCACUUGCAAUCCAGGGACUCCUUGUCAAGCAGGAUGCACCUUGCUAUGGCAUCUGACGAAACCAUGACAGUCUACUCCGAGCAGGAGCACCAUUCCCCAUCUCUUCCAAACCCAGAGCCUCCUCCCCACCAAAAGGCACCAAACAGCAAGGGACUCUUGAGGGGCUCUCGUUUCCCUUCCCUCCCUGAGCACUUGGAGGCAUCUUCUGAGCAUCAGGACAUUCAGAGACACCUCUCCGACCCAGUGCUUCCUGGAAGUUAA